AUGAAGCUAAACAAUGAGACGGUGUCCAUAGAGCUGAAGAAUGGCACGAUUGUACACGGGACCAUUCUCGGAGUGGACAUCAGUAUGAACACCCACCUUAAAACAGUGAAGCUUACAGUCAAGGGCAAGAACCCAGUCAUGAGCUGUCAGGACGGAUCAGGCAAAUCAGCACACGCCGAAUCCCAGUCUGCUGUGACGACAACUGUCGGCACACGAUUGGCUGGUCCCAUUGGCCAGCCAAGCGAUGCCAGUGUAGGUGGAAUGGCCAGUGCUGCUGCUGCUGCUGCUGCUGCUGCUGCUGCUGCUGCUGCUGCUGCUGCUGCUGGUGGCAAUGAUGCUGGAGCAGAAGCAGCGGCUGACGUGGCGGACAGCUCAAGCGCUGCUUCUGCAGCCGAAGCAGUCGCUGACGUGGCAACCAACUCAAGAGAUGAUACGCCACCUGAAGCAACACCUGAAGCAGCACCUGAAGCAUUACCUGACGUGGCUCUCGAAUCAGGAGCUGAUAUUGCAGCUGUCGUGGCAUAUAAGAAAGCUGCUCAAACGACUCACAAGGCAACACGUGUCAGGGUUCACUCCGACUGCACAGCAGCUGAAGCAGAAGCGGACAGGAGAAGCUUGGUGGCCACUGAUAAGACGACACGUGUCAAUGGUAACAAUGACGUGGCGGCAGAAGCAGAGGCGGACAAGAGGAGCCGCAAGCUGAGGAAGAAGAAGCGUCUGGCCGAUGACAUGGCAGGAGAAGAGUUUUUCUUCCUGCCCAGAAAAGCACCAACCAGACGGCCUAAAAAGACCGUUGCCGAACCACUUCCCGAGCCUGCGACCGAACCUGCUGGUAAACCUGCUUCCGAGCCUGCGACGGAACCUGGUCCCGAACUUGGCAUGGAAGCUGUGGAGGCAAAGCAUGUGCUUCUAUCAGAAUUGGCUACAGCGGCAGGGCAUCUUGGAUCAGGACUUGAUGGGGCAGGGGUUAUGGGAGCAGCAUCAGUAGUGGAUGCACAGUCACAGAAUCAGUCUACUGAAUUGAGGGAGGGGUUGGAUGCGGUGGGGACUGGACGAGGGAGUGGAAUGAGGGAUGAGGAGGGUUUCGUGGAAGGAGACAAGAAGACGGCUCAUGGUGGUGGCAGUGCUGGUGUUGCUCAUGCGGAGAGGAAUUGCUUGUCAGGCGUAGAUGUGGUGGGGGCUGGGAGGGGUGUUGGUGGUUCGGGUGGUGAGGAGGAGGGGUGUGGAGUGGGAGAAGAGAAGACGGUAUGUGCUGGUGUUGGUGUUGGUGUUGGUGUUGCUCUCGUGGAGCAGAAUUGUUUGCCGGGUGUUGAGGGACGAAAAGGGAGCAAGGGGAAGGGGAAGGGGGUGGGGAAAGCGAAGGAGGGAGGGAAGGUUGGAAAGCGUUGUAAAGGGGCUAAAGCAAAGGCAGGAGGCAAGGCAAAAGCAGGAGGAGGGUUAAGCGGGGGAGGACUGGAGAAGGGAGGUGCUAAGCCAAAGGUUAAGUCCAAGUCUGAAAAAACUGCCAAGGCUGCAGGUUCGGCCAAGGCUGCAGGUUCGGCCAAGGCUGCAGUUUCGGCCAAGGCUGCAGGUUCGGCCAAGGCUGCAGGUUCGGCCAAGGCUGUAGGUACAGCCAGGGCUGUAGGUACGGCCAAGGCUCAGGGGAAGCGUGAGGAGGCAGGGGGGCAAGCAGGCGGGGCAGGGAAGAAGGCGAAGGGGGUGGGAGGGAGGAGGAAGGGGAUUGCGGCUGUGAUGCAUGAGGGUGGUGGGAAUGAAGGUUGUGUUUCUGGGUCCGGUUCAGGUGAAGGUGGUUCAGAUGUAGGUGGUCUGGUGGUUGGAGUCCUAACUGCUCCGCCCUCUCCCACCGUUGCACCCACUUCCUCCCCGCCCCUCCCUCCUUCCCCUCACGCACUUCCCCCUCCCCCAUCUCCGCCUCAUCCUCCCCUCCCCACGCCCCCGCCCCUGCCCAAGCCAUGCUUCGACUUCCUUCUCCCCAGCAGCAGCAUAGGGGAUUUGAUUGCAGUUUGGGACUUUUGCUGCCGCUUCUCCCCCGCCCUCCGCCUCUCCCCCUUCUCCCUCUCCUCUCUAGAGCUCUCCCUGGCGUUUGAGGGGGAGGGUGGGGGCGGGGGGAGGCGCGGAAUGGGGGGAGGUGUGGCGGAGAGAGAGGGGGCGAGGAGAUUUGUGAAGGGAGAAGCUGAGGUGUUAGAGUGUGAGCGGGGGGAUGGGCAGGGGGAAGUGCAAGGGGGAGAGCAGGGGGAAGUGCGGGGGGGAGAGCAGGGGGGAAGACAGGGGGAAGAGCAGGGGAAAGAGCAGGGGGGAGAGCAGGGGGAAGAGCUUGGGGGAGAGCAGGGGGGAAGCCAGGGGGAAGAGCAGGGGGGAGAGCAGGGGGGAGAGCAGGGGGUCAAGCAAAGGGAGAAGCAUGGGGAGGAGCAAAGGGAGAAACAGGCGGGAGAGCAGGAGGCAGUGCAAGGGGAGGAGAAAGGGCGACAGAAUGUGGAAGGGCAGGAAACGGGGGGAGGGGAUGGGUGCCAGAAAGAGGAGAGGAGGGAAGAGGAGGAAUUGGAAGAGCAUGCAUUGAAAGAGGGGAUAUUGGAAGACGAAAAAAUGGUUUUGGGGAAAUUGGAAGAGGGAAAGUUGGAAGGGGGAAAGGUUGAAGAGGGAAAGGUGGAAGAAGGGAAAUCGGAAGAGGGGAAAUAUGAAGAGGAGAGAUUGGAAGAGGAGGAAAGAGAGGGGUCGGAAAGAGAAUGGGAUUGGGGGGCAGGGUGGGGGAAGGGGCGAAGGCUGAGAGGCAGGCGGGAUGGAGGAGGGAAGGAAGGCGGUGCGAGUGAGAGCUGGGAGAGGGAAAGAGUGCGGGAAGAAACAGGGAAUGGAAGAGGAAACGGCAGGAGGGGACAAGGCAGAGGAGGGAGUGAGGGAGGGAGUGAGGGAUGGAGUGAGGGAGGGAGAAGGCGUAGAGAGGUUGUGUUGCCUCCGCUGUUGGGGGAGGUGCAUACGGCACUGCUGUGGGCAGCUCUGAGCCAUAAAGGUUUCGAACAGGAGUUCAAGAAACAGCGGCAGGGGAAGAAAGAGGUAGGUGGUGCCGUGGUGGUGUCGCCUCACACGUGGCUGGAGGACGUAUCAGCAUGGGCUAACACCCCUUCAGUGCACUCCAGACUGCAUUCCGAGGCGUCUCAGGACCGCUUUACUGAGUCUAUCAGCCCUGCUUCAAACUAUUCUUUUCCCAUUCUCCCGCCCUUUCAGGUGUCGCCUCACACGUGGCUGGAGGACGUAUCAGCAUGGGCCAACACCCCUUCAUCUUCUGGUGCGGAUCGUUGUGCUGGGAAUGAGCCAUCCACUAGUGGUGAUGGUGGGGCUGCUGCUGCUGCUGCUGCUGCUGCUGCUGGUGGUGGUAGCGCCAGUGCGGGUUGUGCUGAGAAUGAGCCGUCAACUGGUGAUUAUGGGGCUGCUGCUGCUGCUGGUGGUGCUGGUGGUGGUGGUGGUGGUGGUGGUGGUGGUGGUGGUGGUGGUGGUGGUGGUGGUGGUGGUGGUGGUGGUGGUGGUGGUGGUGGUGGUGGUGGUGGUGGUGGUGGUGGUGGUGGUGGUGGUGGUGGUGGUGGUGGUGGUGGUGGUGGUGGUGGUGGUGGUGGUGGUGGUGGUGGUGGUGGUGGUGGUGGUGGUGGUGGUGGUGGUGGUGGUGGUGGUGGUGGUGGUGGUGGUGGUGGUGGUGGUGGUGGUGGUGGUGGUGGUGGUGGUGGUGGUGGUGGUGGUGGUGGUGGUGGUGGUGGUGGUGGUGGUGGUGGUGGUGGUGGUGGUGGUGGUGGUGGUGGUGGUGGUGGUGGUGGUGGUGGUGGUGGUGGUGGUGGUGGUGGUGGUGGUGGUGGUGGUGGUGGUGGUGGUGGUGGUGGUGGUGGUGGUGGUGGUGGUGGUGGUGGUGGUGGUGGUGGUGGUGGUGGUGGUGGUGGUGGUGGUGGUGGUGGUGGUGGUGGUGGUGGUGGUGGUGGUGGUGGUGGUGGUGGUGGUGGUGGUGGUGGUGGUGGUGGUGGUGGUGGUGGUGGUGGUGGUGGUGGUGGUGGUGGUGGUGGUGGUGGUGGUGGUGGUGAUGGUGGUGGUGGUGGUGGUGAUGGUGGUGGUGGUGGUGGUGGUGGUGAUGGUGGUGGUAGCGCCAGUGCGGGUUGUGCUGAGAAUGAGCCGUCAACUGGUGAUGAUGGUGUUGAUGGUGAGGCUGCUGCUACAGAGCUGUCCCCUCCUACAGAGGUUGCCAGAGUUGAUGAUAAUGAAGGGGUCGCAACCUCUGCAGCUGCCACUGAUGCUGCCACAGAUGUGAUUGAUGCUAUUGACGGGGAUGCAACUACUACAACGUUUACAGCUGACACUGCUCCGGCAGCUGCUAUAGACAUUAUAGGCGAAGAUACAAUUGCUUCAGUUAUUACUGAUGCUGCUACUGAGAAUAUGGACGGGGUUACAGCUGCUACAGCUGCCACAGCUGCCACUGAUGCUGCUACAGCUGCUGCGAAUAGUAUUUGUGGGGAUGUAGCCGCUACAGCUGCCACAGAUGCUGAACCCGCUACAGCCAUGGGAGCAGAAUCCUUAUCUCUCCCCUCAUUGGCUGCUGGCAGGGGCAGGAAACGGGGUCUGUCCUGGCCCACCAAUAGCAGGAGGACACGUGGCAGUUACAGAAGACAGUCUGUAGGAGGGCUGUUCGGUGAUGUGAGGGAGGGGGACGGGGAGGAGGGGAGGGAGGAGGAGAGAGAAGAGGGGAGGGAGGAGGAGGGGGAGGAGGCGAGGGAGGAGGGGAGGGAGGAGGGGAGGAAGGAAGGGAGAGAGGAGGGGAAGGAGGAAAGUGGAGGACGGGAAGAAGGAAUGGGGAAGCGGAUCAGGGGAAGGAAAAGAGGAAGGAGUGGAGGAAAAGUUGGUUCGGGAACUGAGGGAGCGAGUGAGGAGGGAGAGAGAGGGAAGGGAGAGGGAGAUGAGGAAGAGAGGCGAGAAUGGGAGCGGCAGUGGGAGGAGAAGGAGAGGAGGUGGAAGCGAGAGGAGGAGGAGGAGGCAGAAGAGAUGCAGCAACUGCAAAAGAAGUGUCGGGACCUGGAUAAAGAGGUCGAGAAGGUGUCGGUUCGAGCAGUGCCGGUGGGGUGCGACCGGGAGGGCAGGCAGUACUGGUGGUUUGGGCGGGAGGCAAGAUUGUUCGUUGAAGGGGAGGUGGGGAGGCGAUGGGGAUACUACAGCAGUGUUGACGAGUUUGAUGCGCUGCUGAGCUCUCUGGACCCUCGCUUUCCAUGUGAAAGGCGCCUGCACGCCUACCUCACCGCACAGCAGGAGAGCAUCAGAUCCGCUCUCCUCUCAGGGGCAAGGGCUCUGGCUCGCCAGCUUGCAGCUGCUGCUGCCUUCUCCUCCUCCCCGCCCCCUUCAGUUCCCACUGCUGGUUCCGCUGCUGCAAACGGUGCUGGUGGUGCUGACAGUGGGGUUAUUGGUGCUUCGGGCAAUCUUAGACGCUCGACACGUGUUCGUGCCAUGUCAUCACCUGCAGCUGGUUCCACGUCAGCAGCAGCCCCGCCCACUUCAGCUGGACUGGCCACAUCAGCAUCAUCAGGGGAGAAGGCAGGGACUGGGCGAAAUGGGUCUGUGGGUGGGGGCUCGAUAUCCCCCUUAAAGAAGGCUUCAAGAUUGUCUAUGGCGCAGCAGCAGAUUCUGUUUCCACCACAGCUACGUUAUACAGCAGCGGUGACAUCUGGAUUCGGCAGCCGGGAGCUGUCUGUGCGAAUCCACCAGACAGCAGCGGUGACAUCUGGAUUCGGCAGCCGGGAGCUGUCUGUGCGAAUCCACCAGACAGCAGCGGUGACAUCUGGAUUCGGCAGCCGGGAGCUGUCUGUGCGAAUCCACCAGACAGCAGCGGUGACAUCUGGAUUCGGCAGUCGGGAGCUGUCUGUGCGAAUCCACCAGACAGCAGCGGUGACAUCUGGAUUCGGCAGCCGGGAGCUGUCUGUGCGAAUCCACCAGACAGCAGCGGUGACAUCUGGAUUCGGCAGCCGGGAGCUGUCUGUGCGAAUCCACAAGACAGCAGCGGUGACAUCUGGAUUCGGCAGCCGGGAGCUGUCUGUGCGAAUCCACCAGACAGCAGCGGUGACAUCUGGAUUCGGCAGCCGGGAGCUGUCUGUGCGAAUCCACCAGACAGCAGCGGUGACAUCUGGAUUCGGCAGCCGGGAGCUGUCUGUGCGAAUCCACCAGACAGCAGCGGUGACAUCUGGAUUCGGCAGCCGGGAGCUGUCUGUGCGAAUCCACCAGACAGCAGCGGUGACAUCUGGAUUCGGCAGUCGGGAGCUGUCUGUGCGAAUCCACCAGACAGCAGCGGUGACAUCUGGAUUCGGCAGCCGGGAGCUGUCUGUGCGAAUCCACCAGACAGCAGCGGUGACAUCUGGAUUCGGCAGCCGGGAGCUGUCUGUGCGAAUCCACAAGACAGCAGCGGUGACAUCUGGAUUCGGCAGCCGGGAGCUGUCUGUGCGAAUCCACCAGACAGCAGCGGUGACAUCUGGAUUCGGCAGCCGGGAGCUGUCUGUGCGAAUCCACCAGACAGCAGCGGUGACAUCUGGAUUCGGCAGCCGGGAGCUGUCUGUGCGAAUCCACCAGACAGCAGCGGUGACAUCUGGAUUCGGCAGCCGGGAGCUGUCUGUGCGAAUCCACCAGACAGCAGCGGUGACAUCUGGAUUCGGCAGCCGGGAGCUGUCUGUGCGAAUCCACCAGACAGCAGCGGUGACAUCUGGAUUCGGCAGCCGGGAGCUGUCUGUGCGAAUCCACCAGACAGCAGCGGUGACAUCUGGAUUCGGCAGCCGGGAGCUGUCUGCGAAUCCACCAGACAGCAGCGGUGACAUCUGGAUUCGGCAGCCGGGAGCU
Molecule: messenger RNA, 6843 nt
Organism: Closterium sp. Naga37s-1
Lineage: Eukaryota; Viridiplantae; Streptophyta; Zygnematophyceae; Desmidiales; Closteriaceae
Source: the annotation of a GenBank genome assembly